Etheostoma cragini (Arkansas darter) is the source of this 1315-nucleotide messenger RNA. RefSeq names its product deoxyribonuclease 1 like 4, tandem duplicate 2 (gene dnase1l4.2). Gene Ontology annotation, molecular function: DNA nuclease activity. The transcript has 10 exons. NCBI's taxonomy places the organism in Eukaryota, Metazoa, Chordata, Actinopteri, Perciformes, Percidae. Gene Ontology annotation, cellular component: nucleus. The coding region runs from base 270 to 1196 and encodes 308 amino acids. Gene Ontology annotation, biological process: DNA catabolic process. The record is from RefSeq and is a predicted model, not a curated record.
UAACGUCUCUGGUAGUCGUUUGCAUACUGUGUGUGUGUGUGUGUGUGUGUGUGUGUGUGUGUGUGUGUGUGUGUGUGUGUGUGUGUGUGUGGGUGUGUGUGUGGGUGUGUGUGUGCGCGCGAGCGUGUGCGUGCGCGUUGUGGCCAACACAGAGCCACUUCCUGUCUUAUCUGUUGUGCACAGUGCAGUCUGUUUGGAGGUUCAGGAACAGCUUUGCGUAUUUCAUUCUAACGGUUCAUUCGUCCUCUAAGACCUCAUCUGAAGUCAAAAUGAAGAUCGCAGCCUUCAACGCCAAAAACCUGGGAAUAAAAAAGGUCACAGACAAGACGGUCGUUACACACCUUACCAAUAUCGUGUCUCGGUACAGUGUGGCGGUGAUACUGGAGGUGAUGGAUAAGAGCGGGAAAGCCAUGGAGAAGUUACUGAAAGAACUCAACAACAACCCCUCCAACAGGAACAGUCCAUACUCCAUGAAGGCCAGCAGCCAGCUGGGACGAGACACCUACAAGGAGCGCUUUGUUUGCUUCUACAGGGAGGCUGAUGUGAAACUGGAAGCUUGUUACCAGUAUGAAGAUAAUCAAGAUGGAGAUGUGGACGCCUUCGCCCGAGAACCCUUCGUCCUGCGCUUCAGUUGUCCUUCUACGGUGGUGACAGACCUGGUCCUGAUCCCAGUCCACACCAAACCAGAUGACUCGCUGAAGGAGCUGGACGAGCUGCAUGAUGUGGUCGAUGAUAUCAGGAAGAAGUGGAAAACUGAUAACAUUAUGAUUUUGGGGGACUUUAAUGCAGAUGGCCGUUAUCUCUCUAAGAAGAAGAAGGAUAAGAUCCGUAUCUCCUCGGCUCCCUAUCAUUGGUUGAUAGGCGAGGAUGUCGACACGACCUCUAGUAACUGUAAUGACAACACUUACGACAGGAUCGUGGUGUACGGCCAGACCAUGCUGGACGCCAUCGUCCCCCGCUCGGCCAAGGCCUUCAACUUCCAGACAGCGUUUAACCUGACGGAUAAAGAAGCUCUGAGUAUCAGCGACCACUACCCAGUGGAGGUGGAGCUGAAGACCCGUCAGAAACAGAAAGCACCGGGACAAAGGAAGACGGCUCAGAAGAAAGGAGCAGAGAAGAAGGAGACUACGAGACCAAAAACGAAGAGUGGGCCGUCCUCAGAAACACCCGCAAAGAGAAGACGUUCAAACAAAUGACAAAGGAACACACUUUAGAGAUCUUUCAGCCAUCCCCGUCCUGUUCUUAGAAUCUGUCUGGCUGACAAGGACAGGGCUCCACCACUAUUAAGAUGAAUCUUUAGAACUUACAUAAAAAC